Adineta steineri is the source of this 762-nucleotide messenger RNA. The record is from the annotation of a GenBank genome assembly. Lineage: Eukaryota; Metazoa; Rotifera; Eurotatoria; Adinetida; Adinetidae.
AUGUCUCUCUUUGUGACAUCAAAUGGUGAUGUUUAUAUUGAUGAUGGUGAGAAGAAUGGUCGAGUGCAGAAAUGGAUUGCAGAAACAAGUACCUUUGAUACAGUGAUGAAUGUCAACUCAUCAUGUGAUGGUUUGUUUGUCGACAUCAAUCAUAGUCUUUACUGUUCAAUGCCUGAUCAUCAUCAAGUAGUGAAAAGAUCAUUGCAUGAUGCUGUGAUGGCCUCAAAUCGUGUUGCUGCUGGAACAGGUAUUGGAGGAUCAGCCUUGAAUCAACUCAAUAGUCCUCGUGGAAUCUUUGUUGAUGCGAAUUUGGAUUUAUAUGUGGCAGAUUGCAACAAUAAUCGGGUUCAGUUAUUUCAGCCAGGAGAAUCAAAUGGUGUCACAGUAGCUGGACAAUAUUUAUUACUAAAUCCAACAUUUGAACUUCGUUGUCCAAGUGGAGUUAUAUUAGAUGCUGCGAAAUAUUUAUUCAUUGUGGAUAAUAACAAUCAUCGUAUUGUUCUUUCAGGCUUCAAUGGUUUUCUAUGUUUAGUUGGAUGUUAUGGAAAGAGUUCACAAUCCAAUCAGUUGAAUAAUCCGUAUAGUUUAAGUUUCGAUCGUUCUGGAAACAUAUUUGUCACUGAUUCAGGAAAUCAUGGAAUUCAAAAAUUUCAAUAUUUGGAAGAAUCAUGUAGUAAAGAAUUACAAAGAAAAAGUAUCAUAGAAGAUGAAGAAGAAAAUGAAACUCCUGAUGGAUUUCCUCCUGAAUUAUUGAAUAGUUAA